This is a messenger RNA of Staurois parvus, 403 nucleotides long. The record is from the annotation of a GenBank genome assembly. NCBI's taxonomy places the organism in Eukaryota, Metazoa, Chordata, Amphibia, Anura, Ranidae.
UCAGUGUCUGAUGACGAAUUUCCCCACAAAUCAUUAUCACUCAAUUCUGCAAGUUGUUCUGAUUUAUUAUCGCUGUAUUCUAGCUGCUCUAAAACCGCUUUUGACCUAAAGGGACGCUUUAGGGACGCCAUGGACUUUUCUAAGUUUCCAGGCAGAAAGAACAGUAGAAAUGCAGGCAGGGCACAGGACAAAGCACUAGGGACAAAAUGUAUGUGAAAUGCUUUGAAACAGCAAUGUUUUACUAUGUUAUUUUAGUGUAUUUUGUGAAUGUCAGAUUUUAAAAUUUUCAAAUCUCCCGCCGGUUCCGGCCCCUGUACGUCCCGAUGCUCGCAGGGACCAGAACCCGGAAGACGAAUACCGACAUCGGCCGGAGGAGAUGGCUGGGGAUGCUGCAAGGGAGACA